AUGCGCUGUAUGGUUAUCUGGAGCACAGCGGUGAUAUUUUCGAUAAAAGCUCACAAUUUCGAAGAAGACGUCAUCAACUACAAGGACCGCGGCUUUUCCUCGUAUAGGUGCGAUCUAAAAAACGAAGAUGGCACUGACGUCCACUGCUACGGAAAAACGCUCAUGGAAAUACCUGGAAAUCUGUCGCGAUCGCUAAGGAAGUUGACGGUCACAGACAGCCACAUCAAGUGCAUCACAAGGUCCUCUUUUGACCCCUACAGGAAGGAGAUGAGAGACGUCACCCUUUCAAACCUCUACAGCCUAAGGGUGAUAGAAGAUGGUUCAUUCGCCAAUAUGUCAGAUCUGAGGACAUUGUAUAUAUCGUAUUCACCACAAAUAAAGUUUCUACAUGGACUUCUAAUGGGCGUAACUUCAUCAACUUUCUAUUCUUUGAGAAUUGUUUGGACUAGACUAAGAGAAAUCCCAGAUCUUGGCCACCUACCAGCAAAUAAUACCAUGUUUCUGCUAGAUAUGGAUCAUAAUCAUAUCGAGAAGAUACCAGCAAACACCUUUAGAUUGUCAGCUCAACAAGUGACCAUGAAUUUUAAUAAAAUAACAACAGUGGAAGAUUAUGCUUUCAAUGGAUCAGAGAUAGCAGAACUAUACAUGCACUCAAAUUACAAUCUGAGGAAUUUAGGUGAAAAUGCGUUCAAUGGACUCAGUAGCCUUCGACUCUUAGAUUUAUCUUCGACUUCCAUAGAUAGUCUUCCGAUGAAAGGGUUGCAGCAGCUAGAAACUCUCAAAAUUGAGGGUACCCCAACAAUGAAAACUAUACCAAGUAUUUAUGAUCUCAACAAUUUGAGGGAAGCUAGACUGACCCAUUCCUUCCACUGUUGUGCUUUCCAAUAUCCCGCACAACAUAACCCCAAAAAGCACGCUAUAUUCGAAGAAAACAUGAAGAAAAUUUGCAAGGAAUUGAACCAACCACAAGGUUUGAGAAGUAGGAGAUCUUUAGAAUCUGGUGAAUGGAAGUAUACCACAUACAAUCAUUCGAAUUCAUCGAAGAAAAAAUCUGAUUUUCCGAUCUACCCGAAUAAUAUCCACAAUGACAUGUUGGUUCCGUUGAGAGGCAAAGCUAUCGAUAAGGAAGAAGCUAGAUUCACCGAUGAUGAUUUCAGCGAUGAUGAGGACGAAGGUUUUUUCCAUUCCGAAGCUGCUGACAUUGACGAACAGCAGCUUGAAUCACAUUGUGAUGAAAUUAUAUUUCGGAUUCCUGAAGUGGAAUGUUUUCCUGAGCCCAACGCAUUGAACCCCUGCGAAGACAUCAUGGGUCUCUCCUGGCUGAGGAUUUCAGUUUGGUGUGUGAUCGUACUAGCCAUACUAGGAAACUUAGCCGUAAUAACAGUAAUGGUUUUCGGCGAAUCAGAAAUCACGGUGGCAAGAUUCCUCAUUUGCAAUCUGGCGUUUGCUGAUUUUUGCAUGGGGUUGUAUCUAUUGCUCAUUGCUUCGAUGGAUUACCAUUCGGUUGGGGCCUACUUCAAUUUCGCAUACAAUUGGCAAUAUGGAAUGGGUUGUAAAAUAGCAGGAUUUCUGACAGUAUUUUCCAGCCACUUAUCCAUUUAUACUCUGACCAUUGUUACCUUGGAACGAUGGUUUGCUAUAACAUAUGCCUUGCAUUUAACUAAACGUAUAUCUAUCAGAUCUGCCAUGUAUAUUCUUUUUGGAGGGUGGAUUUAUUCGAUAACAGUUGCCGCAUUGCCCAUUUUGGGUGUCAGUAAUUACAGCAGUACUAGCAUAUGCCUCCCGAUGGAAACCAACGAGCUGAUCGACAAAGCCUACUUGUACACCGUCAUAUUCAUCAACGGCUUCGCGUUCGCGCUGAUCGUCUUCUGUUACGUCCAGAUCUACCUCAGCCUCGGCUACGAAACGCGCAGGGCCAGCACCAAGGGCGAGAUGUGCAUCGCCAAGAAGAUGGCCCUCUUGAUUUUCGUGGACUUCGCCACGGUGGCCCCAAUCGCCUUCUUCGGGCUGACGGCUCUGGCCGGCUACCCGCUGAUCGGAGUGACCAAGUCCAAGAUUCUGCUGGUGUUCUUCUAUCCGCUGAACGCGUGUGCCAAUCCUUAUUUGUAUGCGCUGAUGAACGGGCAGUACAGGAGGGAUUUGUAUAUGUUGGUGGCAUGGUGUGGAAUUUGCAAGAAAAAAGCAGAGAACUACAGACUCAGUGACAGUCCAAUGUCGCAUCACGUUUUGAAAAGAUCAUCGAAUCAACAUUCCAAUGGAACAUGUACAACGCGAUCAAAUUCAAAUACUGGAGCAUCAUAUGUAUAA
Molecule: messenger RNA, 2307 nt
Organism: Phaedon cochleariae (mustard beetle)
Lineage: Eukaryota; Metazoa; Arthropoda; Insecta; Coleoptera; Chrysomelidae
Source: the annotation of a GenBank genome assembly